Chelonus insularis is the source of this 741-nucleotide messenger RNA. RefSeq lists its product as uncharacterized. Bases 1 to 741 code for a protein of 246 amino acids. The record is from RefSeq and is a predicted model, not a curated record. NCBI's taxonomy places the organism in Eukaryota, Metazoa, Arthropoda, Insecta, Hymenoptera, Braconidae. The transcript has 3 exons.
AUGUUCAUUAGCAGUUUAUUUACAACAACAGUAGUAGUUGCCAGUUAUGGAUCAGAACAAAUUGUAUCCAAUCAUUUUCAAGGUGAACCCUAUGAACAUGACACUUACAACUUAAAAAAUCUUGAUGGAGAUAGCUAUUCAGAAAUCCAUGAAUUCACGCCACCAAAAAUUGACUCUUUCAGUCAUUACAAUAGAUUUUCUGACUACUCUAAUUUUGAUAAUGCAGAUUCGUCAUUACACAGCCAUUCAAGCUUCGUUUCUGAAAACGAUUGGGGCCAACAUCAUCACUAUUCUGAUCAAGCAGUACCAAUUAGCCAGCACAUUGAAGUGACAAAAUCUAUAGCAGUUCCUGUUGUCAAGAAUAUUGGCACGCCUGUAGCACACCCAUAUGCUAUACCAGUGCCACAUCCAAUGGCUAUACCAGUACCGCAACCCUAUCCAGUUCACGUUCCCAUAGGACACCCUGUAGCAAUUCCGAUUAUAAAAACUGUAGCAGUACCAGUUGAAAAGAAAGUCCCUUAUACUAUUGAGAGAAUAAUUCCUGUACCAGUGGAGAAGCCCGUGCCUGUAGCUGUUGAGAAACAUAUACCGGUUCCUGUUGAAAAACCCUAUCCAAUUCACAUUCCUGUUUAUAAGCAUAUUUACCACAAACACGGCCCUGGACUUAAGGAUGGUCAUGGUCACGGUCAUGGUCACAGUCGUAGUCAUGCUCGCGUAUAUCGUCACAACCAUAAAGUGUAA